Molecule: messenger RNA, 1836 nt
Organism: Danaus plexippus (monarch butterfly)
Lineage: Eukaryota; Metazoa; Arthropoda; Insecta; Lepidoptera; Nymphalidae
Exons: 3
Coding region: 122-1540 (472 amino acids)
Biological process (GO): transmembrane transport
Cellular component (GO): membrane
Molecular function (GO): transmembrane transporter activity
Source: RefSeq, a predicted model, not a curated record
AGUAAACUGUCUAAUUUGAAACUUAUUUUGUACCCUUCAAUAAUUAAUCAAUAUCCGAGACUUUCGCGUAUACCAAUAUUUCUUUUAAUAUGUAAAUAUUUUGGAUCAAAAAUCUUACGUGAUGCAAACUAUUUCAUAUCGUCAAUUUCUUGUAAUCUUCGGAUUGUGGUGUAGCGCUAUCACCGAUGGUUUUAUUUUUGGUCAAAUGUCUGGAAUGAUUGACUCAUUACAUCAUGAUAAGGAGUUGAUGGGUUUAAGUGAAGAUGAUUUGUCAUGGAUAGCUUCGCUCCUGAACAUAACGUGUUUUUGUGGAAUUGCCAUAGUAGGAAUACUUGUUGAGACAUUAGGAAGGAAAAGAACAUUGAGUGCAGUUACAUCACCGAUCAUAUUAUAUUGGCUUAUUGUCUCCUAUGGCCAAAAUAAAUUUACAUUACUUUCUUCUCGAAUUUUAAUAGGCUUUUUUUAUGGUGGAAUUUUAUUACUAAUUCAUAUUUCCAUUGGAGAAUACAUGCCACCUGUAUUAAGACCGAUAUUAUCGAAUAUCAUAUCUUGUAUAGGAAUAUCCACAGGCACUUUAAUUGGACAUAUUCUUAGCAUUUUAUUGAAUUGGAGAACUGUUGCCCUCAUUGGAAUAUUACCAACAACCUUGUCAGCAAUUUUACCAUUUUUUUGGGUGGAAAGUCCCUCAUGGUUGGCAUCCAAAGGCCUAUAUGAAGAAUGUGAAAAUUCUUUCAAAACAUUAUAUAAAAAAAACAAUGUAUCACAAGAAGUUAAAAUGCUAGUUAAUACAGAGAAACAAAAACAAAAAGGUCCAAAUCGUACUUCAGAAUAUUUGAAAAAUAUUAAAAUGGCUUGUAGACAAAAAUAUUUUUGGGAAGUAACGUUCCUAGGAAUUGUAACGAACUUAUAUAGAGUUGCCAGUGGACGCAUUUUAUUUGGAACGUUAGCUAUAACAAUAUUAAAAGAAAUCACGAAAAGUACAGAUAUUUUAUAUUUCACAUUUUUUGUUGACGGUUUUGUAAUAAUAGGCUAUCUUAUAUCAUGUGCUCUUUUGUGCAAAUUCAAAAUGAAAACUCUUUUACUUACGUUAGGAGUAGUUGCAAAUUUAUUUCUCAUAUCACUUGCAUCUGUUCUUUAUGGUUUUUCUGCAAGUAAUGUUUAUAUGGCAUGGAUCAAAGUUUUUCUAUUAGCUCUUUAUUUUACCAGUGUAAGUGCAGGUCCGCUUCCUGUAUUAGAAACGAUUUUAACUGAAAUAUUCCCCUUGAAAAUAAAAGCGUUUUGUAUUACGAUUCAAGGAUUUAUAUGUGGUAUUUUUCAGUUUCUAAGUGUCAAGAUGUCUCCAAGUAUGUUUUUGGAAAUAGGUUAUCACGGAGUUUUUAUUACCCACUCGUUAGUAAUGUUUCUAUGUUUAAUAUAUUUAUGGAAAUUUCUACCGGAAACGAAUAAGAGAACUUUACAAGAGAUAGAAAUGUAUUUUAAAAAUAAGGAAUACCCUAACAAUAGCGACAAUCUAAGAGACUUUCAAACAGAAAUCACUUAAAAAUAAUAAAUAGGCUGAAAGUUGCUGCCAAAUAUUCCAAAACUAUACAUAUUAAUAAUAAUAUUAAUAAAACUGAAAGUUUUUAGAAAAUAGGUGGUGGAUAGCAAAUAUUUUUAGGAAAUUUUAAAUGUAAUAAAUAUUUGUAUGGUAAAUUAUAUAUACAUGGUGGCAAAAUUUAUUUACUUCUAUUGGUUUUAAAAAAGGUCAUGAUAUUAUUAAGAAAUUUGCUCAAAAUCAAUGAAAGUAUAAAAGUUCUUACAAAUUUAAAUUGUUACCUCUUUUCUUUCGGAUUUUUA